Molecule: messenger RNA, 738 nt
Organism: Brettanomyces bruxellensis
Lineage: Eukaryota; Fungi; Ascomycota; Pichiomycetes; Pichiales; Pichiaceae
Exons: 1
Coding region: 1-738 (245 amino acids)
Biological process (GO): N-terminal protein amino acid methylation
Cellular component (GO): cytoplasm
Molecular function (GO): N-terminal protein N-methyltransferase activity
Source: RefSeq, a predicted model, not a curated record
AUGACAUUGAAACUAUCCACAGAGAAGGAACGGACAGCUCCGGAUGAUCUUAUUAGUUACGAUGAUGCAAUUAAAUACUGGUCAAGUAUAGAACCUAGUAUUAAUGGAGUACUUGGUGGAUAUGGCGAUACAACAAACGUUCCAAGAGUUGACAUAGUAGGAUCGCUCAUUUUUUAUAGGAGAGUGAAAACAAAAUUUCUUAAAACAUCAGAAGAAACCAAAUACGGCAUAGACUUCGGAGCUGGCAUUGGCCGGGUGACGAAAAAUUUACUAUCAAACAUUUGUGAUCAAGUGGAUCUUCUUGAACCGGUCGAAAACUUUGUGGUAAAAAUGAAUGAAGAGUUAAGGAUACUAAAAGCACAGGGGAAAAUAGGCGAAAUAUUGCAAAUUUCUAUGCAGAAUUGGGUACCAAAGAAGACUCAUAAGUAUCAUUUGUUAUGGUGUCAAUGGUGUUGCGGCCACAUUACAGACGAUGAUUUUUUAAAGUGGAUGGACAACUGUCGGUUAGCUCUGAAAGAAGGAGGCAUAUUGAUUAUUAAAGAAAACAACUCAACUGAUUUGCAUGGGAACGAUAUUUUCGAUCCGACCGAUUUUAGCAAGACUCGCUCGGAUUUACAUUUUAAAAAACUUUUCAAGCAAGCUGGUUGGAACUUAUGUUUAACCAUGAAGCAGAGAGGAAUGCCAAGAGAACUCUAUCCGAUCCAAAUGUAUGCCUUACAGCCAGAUAAAAACCCUUAA